CCCUGCUUGUCAUUUUGCAAAUCAUAAAAAUAAAAACAACCGCACUGUAAAGUCAUUGUCGAAAUUGUUUAAAUCUAUUUACCUGUAAAGUAAAGAAGUUAUCAGUGUUUACUUAUUAUUUAAAUAGAACCGAAAGAUGAUAACUUUCAAAGAAGAAGUGGAUUUGAAGAAUCAUACUCUAAUUCUUCCGGCAGUGGCCGUUGGAAAUGUUGGUCAAUUAACAGUUGAUUUAAUAAUUUCUAGUUUGCAAUUACGAAGAAUUGGCCUCUUUUCGAAUUCUUCCUUUAUUCCGGUAGUAGGCACUGAUCCGUACGAUGAAAAUUCUCAAGAAAUUUGCACCUCUGCUGAUUUAUAUCACAGCUCUGACAAGAAAGUAGUCGUAUUACAAAUUCGAUCACCUGUCAUUCGAAAAUUAUCCCAGUUUUACAAUGAAUUAAAGAAUUUUAUUAAGUACCAUCAAAUAUCAAAGGUUGUCCUUUUGACAAGUAGUUAUAGUCACGAGAUUAGAGAUGUUCAAUUGAAAACAGUUCGAUUGCGUUACAUUGCAUCAACAAAUUUACCUGCUGAGAAUACAACUGAAUUCAACAAUUUAAAUUGGAUCCAAUUAGAACCGAAAGUUGUUGAUUACGUCGAUACUGAAGGCGUUCUACAAAUUCCUGGCGGUGGCUUUGCAAAAUGUAUUUUUCAAGCUUUAGAGAAAGAUGAAAUUCCUUGUGCUGUCCUACUGAAAUUUUGUUCCGAAGGUGAUAACAUACCCGAUGCAAUUGAUUUGCUGAAUUAUUUAAAUCAAUGGUUGUUAAUUCUUUCUAAUAAUGACGACAAUUCAUUAGCUAUUAAAUAUCCCUCGUCGUGGAAAUUUUUGUUCGGCAAUUCUCCACCAUCGGAAAUAUAUUAAAAAAAUAUAUGUUAUAUUUUUUAUAAAUAUAUCUAAAUAGUUUUGUUCUCA
Molecule: messenger RNA, 946 nt
Organism: Leptopilina heterotoma
Lineage: Eukaryota; Metazoa; Arthropoda; Insecta; Hymenoptera; Figitidae
Product: proteasome assembly chaperone 2
Exons: 2
Coding region: 137-895 (252 amino acids)
Biological process (GO): proteasome assembly
Cellular component (GO): cytosol; nucleus
Source: RefSeq, a predicted model, not a curated record